Messenger RNA from Esox lucius (northern pike), 710 nucleotides. RefSeq names its product WD repeat domain 83 opposite strand (gene wdr83os). NCBI's taxonomy places the organism in Eukaryota, Metazoa, Chordata, Actinopteri, Esociformes, Esocidae. Gene Ontology annotation, cellular component: endoplasmic reticulum membrane. The record is from RefSeq and is marked provisional. Gene Ontology annotation, biological process: protein insertion into ER membrane. Gene Ontology annotation, molecular function: protein folding chaperone.
AGCUAAUGAUGAGCUAACUUAGGAGUCACACUCCACACCGUUUUGUUACAAAAUUCAUUCAUCAGAAUAGCUCAACAAGAAGGACAUUAUGUCCGCAAACAAUAUGACAGGCCCACAAAGGGUCAACAAAAUUAUCCGAUACAAGCCCCCCACCACGGAGGCGAAUCCCACCCUGGAAGACCCUACCCCAGACUACAUGAACCUUCUCGGGAUGAUCUUUAGCAUGUGUGGCCUGAUGCUCAAGUUAAAGUGGUGUGCGUGGAUAGCAGUGUACUGCUCAUUCAUCAGUUUUGCCAACUCAAGAAGCUCGGAAGACACCAAACAGAUGAUGAGCAGCUUCAUGUUGUCCAUCUCGGCCGUGGUGAUGUCAUACCUCCAGAACCCACAGCCCAUGUCGCCGCCGUGGUAACCGAGGAUGGAUGGCAGUGGGGGCGGUGCCAGAAUGAGAGUGGGACAGACAGAUGACUCGCCUCCUGACCAUCUGGGAGAGGGAGACUAAUAGAGGAGAAUAGAGGGAUACAGAGACAAAGAACAUGGAGGGAUGGACACAAGUCAAGGCCAUGUGGUCUUACACACCGCUCUUUUAUUCUUUAAUCUCUUUAACUUUUGUCUCUUUUUCUGGAGAAAUUUCAUGUUUUCUAUUUAAUUGUCUGAUUCACCUGCUUGUUUUAUGCUCUGUUAGUUGGAAAUAAAGAUUUAAAGGUUUUGUG